This is a messenger RNA of Pelodiscus sinensis (Chinese soft-shelled turtle), 1584 nucleotides long. The record is from RefSeq and is a predicted model, not a curated record. Lineage: Eukaryota; Metazoa; Chordata; Testudines; Trionychidae.
AUGGGGCCUCCUCUGGAGGUCCAUGAGGCUGGAACCGGAACCCUUUCCGUCGUCUCAGUCUCUGCCUUUGUGGAUCCCACCUUGCCCCUGGCGCAGAUGGGCCGGCUCUUGGCUCCUGCACGCUCAUUAACCAGUUUCUCCCUCUCCCAGGGCAAGUACAGCAAGCGGAAGAGCAGGUUCAAACGCUCCGAUGGCAGCACUUCUUCGGACACAACGUCCAACAGCUUCGUCAGACAGGGCUCUGCGGACUCCUACACCAGCCGCCCCUCAGACUCCGACGUGUCUCUGGAGGAGGAUCGCGAGGCGCUGCAGAAGGAGGCCGAGCGGCAGGCCUUGGCGCAGCUGGAGAAGGCCAAGACCAAGCCAGUGGCCUUCGCCGUGAGGACGAACGUGGGCUACAACCCCUCCCCCAAUGAUGACAUGCCGGUCCAGGGCAUGGCCAUCUCCUUCGAACCCAAGGACUUCCUGCAUAUCAAAGAGAAAUACAGCAACGACUGGUGGAUCGGGCGCCUGGUGAAGGAGGGCUGCGAGGUGGGGUUCAUCCCCAGCCCUGUCAAGCUGGAGAACAUGAGGAUGCUGCAGGAGCAGAAGAUGAGGCAAAACCGCCUAAGCUCCAGCAAAUCGGGGGACAACUCCAGCUCCAGCCUGGGCGAUGUGGUGACGGGGACCCGCAGGCCUACCCCGCCUGCUAGCGGUACUCUGGACAUGACUAAUUUAGCUUAUGACCUAGACGCCCUUGACUUAGAGGCAGAGGAGACUGAGGGUCUGGAGCAUUCCCGAUCCCCUAAGCCUAGCGUCAGCAGUGUUACCACGUCCCCCUCCAACGUCAAGCGCAUCCCCUUCUUUAAGAAGGCGGAGCACGUGCCGCCCUACGACGUGGUGCCCUCCAUGCGGCCGAUCAUCCUCGUGGGACCCUCCUUGAAGGGGUACGAGGUGACGGACAUGAUGCAGAAAGCCCUCUUCGAUUUCCUGAAGCAUCACUUCGACGGCAGAAUCUCCAUCACGCGGGUGACGGCCGACAUCUCCCUGGCCAAGCGCUCCGUGCUGAACAACCCCAGCAAGCACACCAUCAUCGAGCGCUCCAGCACCCGCUCCAGCCUGGCUGAGGUGCAGAGUGAGAUCGAGCGGAUUUUCGAGCUGGCCCGGACACUGCAGCUCGUUGCUCUGGACGCCGACACCAUCAACCACCCGGCCCAGCUGGCCAAGACCUCGCUGGCCCCCAUCAUCGUCUACAUCAAGAUCACCUCCCCCAAGGUGCUUCAAAGGCUGGUCAAGUCCCGGGGCAAGUCCCAGGCCAAGCACCUGAAUGUGCAGAUGGUGUACCUGCAAGCGUAUUGGAAGGCCACGCACCCGCCCAGCAGCAACCCGCCCAAUCCCCUUCUGAACCGCACCAUGGCGACCGCCGCCCUGGCCUCCAGCCCCGCCCCCGUCUCCAACCUCCAGGUACAGGUGCUCACCUCCCUCCAGCGCAACCUGGGCUUCUGGGGCGGGAAGGGCAGCCCGGAGCAGGGGCAGAGCCCCCGGCCCCGGGUGGAGGAGCACGCGCUGUAGCUGUAAGAGGAGGAAGGCGGCGCCUUCUCUGAA